Molecule: messenger RNA, 1326 nt
Organism: Rotaria sordida
Lineage: Eukaryota; Metazoa; Rotifera; Eurotatoria; Philodinida; Philodinidae
Source: the annotation of a GenBank genome assembly
AUGUUUGUUAUUUUAAUAUUAUUUCUUGAUUCUUGUUUGUCUAAUGAAAAAUCUUAUAUUGAUAUUGAAUCAUGUGAUAGUAAUCGUUGUCGAUUACCUUAUUGUUAUUGUUCAAAUCAAACAAUUCCAAAUGGAUUAACAAUACGUAAUACUCCACAAUUUAUUGCAAUAACAAUUAAUGGACCAACGGAUGAAAAAACUUAUAAUUUAUUGAAAGAAAUAUUUUUUUCAAAUAAAUAUUAUAAUCCAGAUGGUUGUCCUAUUAGUGGUACUAUUUUUCUUAAAAGUCAUAUUGAAACAAAUUAUUGUUUACUUCGAAAAAUUUUACAAUAUGGAAAUAUUGAAUUAAGUAUAACAUCAAAUUCAAGCGAAUGUCCAACUGUUGAUUGUCGUAUUAAAGAAAAAAAUGAUAAAAGUCCAUAUGUACCAUGGCGUUCAUAUCGUUUUUAUAAUGAAACAAUUGAUUAUCGUCGUACAAUUGCCAAAUUAAUUGGUAUUCAUUCAUCAUCAAUUGUUGGCUAUCGUUCACCUAAUUAUGAAAUUAAUAAUAACCAACUUCAUUGGCAUAUUUUACGUGAACAUAAAUUCUUAUAUGAUUCAACAUUAAUAACACAAGAAUGGGAUGUACCAUAUUAUCAACAACAACAACCAUCACCAUUAACAUGGCCACAUACAAUGGAUUUUGCAGCUAAUUAUGAUUGUUCACAAGGUUGUUAUAAACAAUCAUUUCCUGGACUUUGGACAAUACCAAUUCAUAUGUAUCAAGAUUUAAAAGGAAACAAUUGUACAACAAUUGGUAGUAGUCAUUGUCGUAUAUCACGUACAAAGGAUAAAUUUUUUCAAUAUCUUAAAUAUAAUUUUAAUCGUCAUUUACAUUCAAAUCAUGCACCAUUUAUAAUGGCAUUUGAUAAUUAUUGGUUAAAUGAACCAUAUUCAUUAUGGAGAAUAGAAGGAUUAAAAUUAUUUAUUGAACAUAUAUUACGAUAUCAUUUUAAUGAUGUUUAUUUUGUACGUAUUAUUGAUAUUAUUAAUUGGAUGAAACAACCAGUUGGACUUGAACAAAUGAAAGAAAAUUAUUUAUCAAAUAUAGAAAUAAAAUCAAUUUGUAAUAAACAAAUUAAUAUUGAUAAUGAUCAAGAAUGUUUUAAUGAAAAACAAAUUGAAAGUUCAAAAUCUAAUAUGAUAACAAAUAAUCGAUCAUUAUUAAUCUUAUUUAAUACUAUUUCAGAACCAUUAUUUCGUUCAAAUAUUGUUUUUUAUUCAACAAUUAGUUGUUGUAGUUUUAUUAUUUUAACUUUUCUCUAUGAUCGAUUUUUUAUUUCUUAG